CGUUGUCACAUCGUUAAAUCAAAACAUCUUCCCUUGCGGCUCGCAGUGUUCUCGUGCUCGUAAUUUAUUUCGAAAGUUAAAUUACUAAUUUUCACCGAAAAAUGUCGAAAAUUAAGCAUACCACCGAGAAAGCAUUGGAGAUGCUUCGAACCCUGCCUCGGGUGUCCAUCGCCAACAUCAGGGAUAAUCCAAACUCCAAGAAACCGCAAAAACGAGGCCGCGCUCAGCAUAGUGGAGACAAACACGGCGCCGGAAAUAAAGGCUCGAACCAGCGUCAAAACUACAUCCGCCUCGGCUACGAAACGGGCAACGCGCCAUUCUAUCUCCGGUUCAGUUACGAGCCAUAUUACAAGGGCCACCACCUGAAGCGGGAAUAUCCUCCGAUAAGUUUGCACCAGCUGCAGAAAAUGAUUGACACGAAUCGGAUCGAUACCAGCCGGCCAAUCGAUUUGACCACGAUCUGCAACACCGGCCUAUUUCAGAUUAGACCGGAUCAGUUGCAUCACGGAGUUCAGAUUACGGACGAAGGAGCGGACGAUUUUCGAGCCAAAAUCAAUCUGGAGGUGCAAUUUGCUCCAGAACUGGUCAUUGCGGCCAUCGAGAGAAACGGGGGAGUCAUUAGGACGGCGUAUUAUGAUCCGCGCAGUUUGCACGCGGUCGUGAAUCCAAAGAAGUGGUUCGAGAAGGGAGUUGCUAUUCCGAGGAGGAUGUUGCCGCCGCAGGACGCCGUUGACUACUAUACGGAUGCGAAAAAUAGGGGCUACCUGGCGAAUCCGGAGGAGAUCAGUCGGGAACGGUUGGUACUGGCGCAGAAGUAUGGGUACGAGCUGCCCAAGAUUGAGGAAGAUCCCAUGUAUGAGAUGUUGACGGAAGCCAAGGAUCCCCGGCAGAUAUUCUAUGGUUUGAAUCCGGGAUGGGUGGUAAGCUUGAAGGAUCGAGCGAUUAUUAAAGCAAAGGGAGGUGAGUGAAUUGAGGAUUUACUAUAAAUGAAGGAAAUAGAGUUCUGUGUUGUACUGGUGA
Messenger RNA from Aedes aegypti (yellow fever mosquito), 1020 nucleotides. RefSeq names its product 39S ribosomal protein L15, mitochondrial (gene mRpL15). The record is from RefSeq and is a predicted model, not a curated record. Gene Ontology annotation, biological process: translation. Lineage: Eukaryota; Metazoa; Arthropoda; Insecta; Diptera; Culicidae. The transcript is spliced from 2 exons. Bases 102 to 968 code for a protein of 288 amino acids. Gene Ontology annotation, molecular function: structural constituent of ribosome. Gene Ontology annotation, cellular component: mitochondrial large ribosomal subunit.